CAACAACAACAAAAACAAUAACAAAAACAAAAAAAAAAAAAAACCAAAUUUCUAAUUAUCUCUAUUUUUUUUAUGGGAUCUUAAUUCCGCAAUUAGAAAUAAUUACCCACCUUUUAUAAGGAGUAUAUAAAGUUAAAAAAUUUCGAUCACACAAGAUAACUCAAUAAAAAAAUCCAUAACAAAUAAAGCCGAAAAAGUCAUCUAACAAACAUUUAUCCAUCCAAUACACUAUACAGAUUAACAUUUGACGACCUACCAUUUUGGAGGUUGAGCGUAUGAAGUAAGCCCAGAAAAUUGGGGAAGAAGAGAGAGACUCAGAGAUAGCCAUGGGAGAUGAAAGGGUCAAAACAGAAGUUCUUCAAACCAUAAAUUUGUUCCAAGUUCUUCCCAAAUUGGUUGUCUUUGAUCUCGAUUAUACUAUCUGGCCUUUCUACUGUGAAUGCCACUCCAAAAGAGAAAUGCCAUCAUUGUAUCCUCAUGUAAAAGGUAUAUUGUAUGCGCUGAAGGACAAGGGUAUUGAUGUUGCUAUUGCUUCUAGAUCACCAACUCCUGACAUAGCCAAGACAUUUCUUGACAAGUUAGGCAUCCAGUCAAUGUUUGUUGCUCAGGAAAUUUUUUCCAGUUGGACACACAAGACAGAACACUUUCAGAGAAUUCAUAGGAGGACAAAAAUUCCCUACACUGACAUGCUUUUCUUUGAUGAUGAAGAUAGGAACAUUAAAGCGAUUAAUAAUAUGGGUGCGACAAGCAUAUUAGUUGAGAAUGGGGUUAAUCAGCAAGCAUUUCGACAAGGUUUGGUGGAGUUUUCUCAAAAAUCAAAGGCAUCUGAAAAAGCAGGAUCGUCUGGAAAGAACAAGAAGAAGUGACAUUGUCUGUUCUAAGUGAGCUAAAUCCAACCCUCAGAUUUAAUAGAAGGGGAAGGCAGAUAAGAGAAUUGGGGCUGUCAUUUUGCAUCAACUUACAGCAUUGACAUCUUGACGAUAUUGAUUUGUGACUUGAUAUUGCUAUAAAGUACUGGUAUUAUUUUUUGUUUCAAAGGGAUGCGAUUAUAUUAUUUGACCAGAAGAAAACAACUAUGCUACUAUACUGCAAAGUCCGCUACUAUUUGUAAAAUGCGAGCAAUGAUUUCAAAUGGAUAGAGCGUCUGUGACAAAGCCUUGCAAUUUUUCCAGAGCUCUUGUAGUUGUUUA
Messenger RNA from Chenopodium quinoa (quinoa), 1190 nucleotides. Its product is annotated as magnesium-dependent phosphatase 1-like. The record is from RefSeq and is a predicted model, not a curated record. Lineage: Eukaryota; Viridiplantae; Streptophyta; Magnoliopsida; Caryophyllales; Amaranthaceae. The coding region runs from base 327 to 866 and encodes 179 amino acids. Gene Ontology annotation, molecular function: acid phosphatase activity. The transcript has 4 exons.